Molecule: messenger RNA, 3405 nt
Organism: Carassius gibelio (silver crucian carp)
Lineage: Eukaryota; Metazoa; Chordata; Actinopteri; Cypriniformes; Cyprinidae
Gene: hemk2
Product: N-6 adenine-specific DNA methyltransferase 1
Exons: 8
Coding region: 93-731 (212 amino acids)
Biological process (GO): methylation
Cellular component (GO): eRF1 methyltransferase complex
Molecular function (GO): S-adenosylmethionine-dependent methyltransferase activity; protein methyltransferase activity; nucleic acid binding
Source: RefSeq, a predicted model, not a curated record
CGUGACAGCAACCGGAAGUGCAAUAUACCGAGAACACGAACUGUUGUGUUUGAAAAUCAUGUGCUUGGAGGAGACAGGACCUUGCUGCUCUCAUGUACCCGACACCCUUGUAUGCUCCGGCCGGCCAAGGAUCUUUUUCAGAUGUGUACGAACCAGCCGAAGAUUCGUUCCUCAUGAUGGAUGCUCUAGAGAAAGAUGCUGAUCGGCUGAAGGGUAGCAGGCCAUCCGUGUGUCUGGAGGUGGGAAGUGGGUCUGGUGUCCUCUCAGCCUUCCUUGCAUCUGUGGUCGGGCCUGAAGCAUUGUAUCUCUGCACUGAUGUGAAUCCAGCAGCGGCACACUGUACACUGCAGACAGCUCACUGUAAUGACCUGCAGCUGCAGCCAGUGAUCACUGACCUGGUCCAGUGUUUUUUGCCGAGGUUGAAUGGAAAAGUGGACGUGCUUCUUUUCAAUCCACCAUAUGUCAUCACACCAUCAGAAGAGGUAGGCAGUCGUGGGAUCGAGGCAUCGUGGGCCGGCGGGAUCCGUGGCAGAGAGGUGAUGGACCGAUUCUUUCCCAUGAUUCCACAGCUGCUGUCUGAUCAUGGCCUUUUUUAUCUGGUGACUGUUUCAGAGAAUGAUCCAGAAGAGAUUGUGGAUUUGUUGGGGAAAUCAGGACUGAAUGGACACAAGUGUUUGUCACGUCAGGCUGGGCGAGAGAGACUUUCUAUACUGCGAUUCAGUAAGUCCUGAAUAGCAGAUGACCAUCAGCACAUGAAGACUGAAAUACACGUGAUGUCCAGCUUUUUCUCAUCCAAAGGGUUUAUUAGUAUCAUUAUAAAAAUCAAGCUGAUGUUUUGAGGUCCGUCCCUCUGCAGAACCAUCAGUAUUUCAGGCUGCGUUUGUUUCCAUAAAGUCUGCUGAAGCUCAACAACUGGGUCAGAAGGACCUAGUAAGUGAUUCCUAACGGAUUGAUGGGCAUUUUGACGGCACGAGCCCAUCAGCUGAGCCGUUUAUCCUGAUUGUGUCAGAUUCCUGCUGCUUCGGUUUCAUUCUUUCAGUUACACUCUGACUGGUUGUUUUUGAGCAGCGCAUGUUCACUAUGAAAUAUUAAACGCUGUUACUGACCUGCAGUGAAUUCCAGAGUGUCAGGAUACCAAUGUCAUUUAUCACAAAAAAAAAAAAAGUUUAAUAUUAAGUCUUGGUUGUUUGAUUCUUUUUUUUUUCCGACUGUUUUACACAAACUAAGAGACACAUCACCAUAAAUACAUUCAAAAACAGAAAAUAAAGGAGAAUAUAUAAUUUUUAGUCUGUUUUCUAUUUUCAUUUCCCCAUUUCAUUUUUUGGUUUUGUUUUAAAAAAAAAAAAAAACAUUUUAUUGUAUUUCAGUUCGUAAUUUUAGUAUUCUGCUCACCAAGUCUGCAUUUAUUGUAUUUUUGAUCAAAUCAGUGCAGCAUUUAUUCCAAAAUCAUUCAGCUGUGCACAAGAUCAUUAGCGAUUUAUAAAUUUCACACCUGAAAGAGGCGUACCCUCAUUUGAGCAAUGAUCUUAAGAUUACACGUAGAACGUUUUCUAUUUUAUGAAUGAGGUCCCUGGUGUUCAUAAAAAGAAAAUGUAUUAAUACAAAGAUCAGUCUUGUCACAGCGCAGUGCAAGUUUAAUGCCAAGAGCAAAUUUUCAUCUAGUUCUGUUACAUGCAGAGAAUAAAGUUCACAUACUUUUUCAAUAACUCUCAGGCAUGAGCAAAUAUUCAUCAACAGAGAAUUUGAUUAAUACUGUUCAGGAUCCUGCAAUAGAAGACCCAUUAAAAACACUCAGGAAUUAUUUUCUGGAAAGAUUUGAUAUGGAAUGUUUGACAAAUUUUACUGUAUGAUUUGUUCUUAAAUCACAGUUUGGAGCUGAAAUUAAGAGGCUGAAUUAUAUUAGUGUCGUAAGCUUGAUCUGUGCGAUGGUAUCUAUCCCUGAAUGCUCUGGUUCCACACGAUUCGGCCGUCAUCUCUCAGCUUCAGCCCGCCACUGGCCACCAGCUCUAGUGCUGCUGGAAAGGCACGAUGCUCGGCCUCCCGGAUGCGCUCUGACAGGCUCUCCUCUGUGUCAGUCACCAGGAUGGGAACUGCUUCCUGAACAACAAUCGCUCCUGCAUCCACUUCCUCCUGUGGAUUUAGAGACGUUACACUCAUGAGUGAAAUUCACAAAACCUGCUGAGGUUUGCACAAAGCAAGCACUCUGGCUUGGUCACCCAGGCUGAGACAACAUUACUUAAAAAAAAUAAAUAAUAAUAAAUGCCACCAGGGUUAUUAUUGUUGACAAAGUACAAAAUAAAUAAACUUGAAAUAAACUGAAAAAAAAAAAAAUAUAUAUAUAUAUAUAUAUAAAUAUAUAUAAAUAAAUGAUUGGUUUUAUUUUAGCUAGUUGCAAAAACAACAUUUAUAUUUGUUUUAAAGUCAAAGUAGUAAAAUAAUUUAAAGUCUAAUAAAAAUUUAACAGAAAUUUCAGAAGAAAAAAAAAGUAUGUGUGUAUAUAUAUAUAGAAAACACUGACCGCCACAAAGUGCACAGUGCAUCCUGUGACUCUGACGCCGGCCUGGAGAGCCUGUUUCUGUGCGUUCACUCCUUUAAAGGAUGGCAGCAGGGACGGGUGGAUGUUCAGCAUCUUACCUGUUUGACAGAUGACAAUGUCAAAAACACAAAUCAACAAACACAACAAUACAAUUCAAGCUUGUUUUCACAUCAUGCUUUAAUAGGUUUUGUUUACUUCCAUAAAAUAUUCUUAUAUAUAAAAAAAAUUACACAUUUUGUUUUUCUUUCUUUUCUGUCCUCAACAGUGUUAUUUUACUAUCAUCAAUAUAUUAAUAGUUUUUUUAGUAGGGCUGUCGAUUUAAUGCGUUAAUCUAUUUAAUUAUGAAUAAUAAUAAUAAUAAUAACACCCAUCCCGUCCCUGGAUCUAGGUAGGUCAUCCAUUUCAUAUAGUUGAUUGGUGAUGAAUAUGAAGCAGGGCAACAACUGCGUGUAGCAGUCUAUAGAAUGCCAUUUGAACAAAUUGAAUGAAUGACUCUAGCUUGCUCAUUAUGACAUUUACAGCCACCUACUAAAAAGUUUUAGUUUCUUAAGAAAAAAAAAAAAAAAAUAAUAAUAAUUUCAGAUUUCUAUAUGAAUAAAAAAUAAACAGAAAAAACAAAUAAUAAUAAAUCCCAUUAAAGUGAUAGUUCACCCAAAAAUAAAACUAAUUAUCCAAAUUAAUUACCCAAACUCAUGUAGUUUCAUACCUGUAUGAAAAUGUAUUUUGUGGAAACUUUUUUUGAAGAAUAUAAUACCAAACUUUGGCGACCACUGAUAUGUUCCAAUGUUUUUGUUGUUUAGGACAUUAUAGCCAAACUGUUUAAUCAUUUCUUUGCUGAAGUCAAAUAAAAAUCUUCCUUAUAAAGCUGA